GUCACCCGGAGCCCGGGCGAGCAUGGCAACGGGCCGGGGCGGGCAGCGCGCGGCGGCGGCGGAGUGGCGGCGGCGGCGGCGGCGGCGCGGGCGCGGGGCCUGACGCCAUGCGGAGGGGCCGCUCGGGCCGGGCGGACGCGGGCGCGGCCGGAGAGCCCCUGGGCGCGGCGCGGGACGGGCGGCCGGCGCGGGCCGACGCGGGCGAGCCGGGACCCCCCGCCCGGGCCCCGCGCGGCGCCCAGUCGGCCCGGGGCGGCUCGCGCGCCCGCACCCGCGCCCGGGGCCGCGCGCGGGGGGACUGCGCCCCGCGGCCCGUCACCGUGGACAGCUCCAAGGCCAAGACGUCGCUGGAAGCCCUGAAGAUCAGCCUCCGGCAGCUCAAGUGGAAGGAGUUUCCGUUCGGCCGACGCUUGCCCUGUGACAUCUACUGGCAUGGAGUUUCAUUUCACGACAGCGACAUCUACUCUGGCCAAGUGAACAAGUUUCCAGGCAUGACGGAGAUGGUGCGCAAGAUCACCCUGAGCAGAGCCGUGCGGAUCAUGCAGAGCCUCUUUCCCGAGGAGUACAACUUCUAUCCUCGCUCCUGGAUCCUGCCCGACGAGUUCCAGCUCUUUGUUGCUCAGGUCCGCACGGUGAAGGAUGGCGACCCCUCCUGGAAGCCCACGUUCAUCGUGAAGCCGGACGGAGGGUGCCAGGGGGACGGCAUCUACCUCAUCCGCGACCCCAGCGACGCCCGCCUGGCGGGGAUCGUGCGGAGCCGGCCGGCUGUGGUACAGGAGUACAUCUGCAAGCCCCUGCUCAUCGACAGGCUCAAGUUCGACAUCCGCCUGUACGUCCUGCUCAAGUCCCUGGACCCCCUGGAGAUCUACAUCGCCAAGGACGGGCUGUCGCGCUUCUGCACGGAGCCCUACCAGGAGCCCAGCGCCCACAACCUGCACCACAUCUUCAUGCACCUCACCAACUACUCGCUCAACAUCCACAGCGGCAACUUCGUGCACUCGGACAGCGCCGGCACGGGCAGCAAGCGCACCUUCUCCAGCGUGCUCUGCCGGCUGUCGGCCAAGGGCGUGGACAUCAAGAAGGUCUGGUCCGACAUCAUCUCGCUGGUCAUCAAGACGGUCAUCGCCCUCACGCCCGAGCUCAAGGUCUUCUACCAGUCGGACAUCCCCGCGGGCAAGCCCGGGCCCACGUGCUUCCAGAUUCUGGGUUUCGACAUCCUCCUCACCAAGAGCCUGAAGCCCGUCCUGCUGGAGGUCAACGCCAACCCCAGCAUGAGGAUCGAGCACGAGCAGGAGCUUUCUCCAGGGGUCUUUGAGAACGUCCCCAGCCUGGUGGACGAGGAGGUGAAAGUGGCCGUGAUCAGAGACACCCUCCGCCUCAUGGACCCGCUGCGGCACCUCCGGGAGAGCCUCCUUCCGGAUAUCUAUAUGGACAGCACCCUCAGAUUCCCUCCAGUUUCUGACAGCAUGCCUUCAUCGAAGAUCCAGUUUCCAAAGUUUCCCAUAGUCAGGUCCAAGCAGUACGAGAAGCCCUCCGCUGCCAGGGACGACGAACUGGAUGCCGAGCUGGCCAGCGCCGCCAGAGGCCCCCCGGACCCCCAGACCCAGCUGCCCACCAUCUGCCUCAAGCAGGUCUUCCCCAAGUACGCCAAGCAGUUCAACUACCUGCGCCUGGUGGACAGGAUGGCCAACCUCUUCAUCCGCUUCCUGGGCAUCAAGGGGACCAUGCGGCUGGGGCCCACGGGCUUCCGUACUUUCAUAAGGAACUGCAAGCUGAGCAGCGGUGGCUUGUCCAUGGCCGCAGUGGACAUCCUCUACAUCGACAUCACGCGGAGAUGGAACGCCAUGACCCUGGACCAGCGGGACUCAGGGAUGUGCCUGCAGGCGUUCGCUGAGGCCUUCUUCUACCUGGCGCAGAAGAAGUUCAAGAUGCUGCCGCUGCACGAGCAGGUGGCGGCGCUGGUGGACCUGUGCGAGUACCACCUGUCGCUGCUGGACGAGAAGCGCCUGGCCUGCGGCCGCGUUGGCACCGGGACCGGCCGGCGCCCCUGCAGCCACGCGCCCGCCAGCGCCCCGCCCCCUGAGGAGGCCGCCCCUCGCAGCGCGCGCAGGCCCACCAGCCCCAGGCCCGCGGUGCCCUGAGCCCCCGGAGAGGGGGGCCUGCCUGAAGGGGGCCCGGCUGCACGUGGACAGAGGGCGACCGGCCACUCACCGUCCGCCCGCGCUUGGCCAGGGGAGCUUGGCCCGACCGCCCGACCGCCCGAGAGGGCCCCGGUGUGCGUGGGGUGGGGUGCGGGACAGGCUGUCGCACGGGGGUUCCCCGGGACGCCGAGGCUGUGCCCCCGCGAGGCGGAGGGGGGCCGCGGGCAGCGCAGACCUGCAAGGAAGCCGGGUGCCCGGCCGGCCAGCCGGGACGCCCGGGAGAAUCACAGAUGGAGCACGCCAGUGUCACGGGUGUGCUCCCCGCAGGCGCGGGGAUGGGGGGGGCGGCAGGAGGACCCCCGUGGGUCCCGGACCCAGCCCGCGCACCACGGACUCCGCGGGCUACGGUGUGUGAGAUCCCGCUGUGUGUAUGAGUUCGAGAACUAAGAUGUAACUGAGGAAGGGUUCCAAGGCGA
Sorex araneus (European shrew) is the source of this 2617-nucleotide messenger RNA. RefSeq names its product tubulin tyrosine ligase like 11 (gene TTLL11). Gene Ontology annotation, biological process: microtubule cytoskeleton organization; protein polyglutamylation. NCBI's taxonomy places the organism in Eukaryota, Metazoa, Chordata, Mammalia, Eulipotyphla, Soricidae. Gene Ontology annotation, molecular function: tubulin-glutamic acid ligase activity; tubulin binding. The transcript is spliced from 10 exons. Bases 108 to 2141 code for a protein of 677 amino acids. Gene Ontology annotation, cellular component: cilium. The record is from RefSeq and is a predicted model, not a curated record.